AUGGGGGACUGGAGUUUCCUGGGAGAGUUCCUCGAGGAGGUCCACAAACACUCCACAGUGGUGGGGAAAGUCUGGUUGACCGUGCUCUUCAUCUUCCGGAUGCUGGUGCUGGGUACAGCAGCUGAGUCCUCCUGGGGGGACGAGCAGUCUGACUUCAUGUGCGACACCCAGCAGCCUGGCUGCGAGAAUGUCUGCUACGACAAGGCCUUCCCCAUCUCCCAUGUCCGGUUUUGGGUACUCCAGAUCAUCUUUGUCUCCACCCCAUCUCUGGUGUAUAUGGGCCACGCGAUGCACACAGUGCGCAUGGAGGAGAAAAGGAAGAUGAAGGAGGCAGAAAUAGAGGCCCAGGAGAUGAAAAACAAUGGUGACACAUACUACCAGCAGAAGUGCCCCGCGGCAGAGAAGGCCGAGCUGUCUUGCUGGGAUGAAUCGGGAGGCAAAAUCAUACUCAGGGGCAGUCUGCUGAACACUUAUGUCUACAGCAUUUUGAUUCGCACUGCCAUGGAAGUGGCCUUCAUUGUGGGACAGUACAUCUUGUACGGGAUCUUCCUGGAGACCCUGUAUAUCUGCCAGCGGGCACCUUGCCCCCACCCUGUCAACUGCUACGUUUCCCGUCCCACAGAGAAGAACGUGUUCAUCGUCUUCAUGCUGGCUGUGGCAGUGCUCUCUCUAUUCCUCAGUCUGGCCGAGUUGUACCACUUGGGCUGGAAGAAAGCCAAAGAGAGGUGCUCCCGGUCUUACAAACCCAGCCCCAGCACGGCCCCUGGCAGAUUGGAGUCUGUCCCGCAAGUAGAAAGGGCCCAGAUGUACACUCCUCCACCAGAUUUUAACCAGUGCUUGUCAAGUCCCAAUGGGAAGUUCAUCAGCCCCUUCAGCAACAAGAUGGCCUCCCAGCAGAAUACCGCCAACUUUGCCACCGAAAGGGUCCAUGGCCAGGAGGAUGCUGCUGGUGAAGGGCCCUUCAUUAAGUCCAGUUACGUGGAGAGUCCGGAGGCGGCCAACGAAUGUGCGGCACCCGCCUUCCCCGAGAAC
This is a messenger RNA of Pygoscelis adeliae (Adelie penguin), 1032 nucleotides long. RefSeq names its product gap junction protein, alpha 5, 40kDa (gene GJA5). The record is from RefSeq and is a predicted model, not a curated record. The transcript has a single exon. The annotation marks the transcript as partial. Lineage: Eukaryota; Metazoa; Chordata; Aves; Sphenisciformes; Spheniscidae. Gene Ontology annotation, cellular component: connexin complex. Gene Ontology annotation, biological process: cell communication.